UUUGGCAUGUUCUUGACGAUGCUGUGCCUCGCUCCAGGCGCCUUGGGGCAGACGUCCGGGGUCAUCAGUUACAAUGGGCCGGACGUGAACAGCGAGGAGUCCGAGUCUAUGCACAUGCCAGACUACCUGAGGUGUGACGCCUGCAGGGUCAUAGCGUAUAAGUUCACACAGAAGCUGGACAAGAUGACAACUCGACCGAGGGGAAGAGGAGAAAAGGAGCUGCUGCUGCUAUCCGAAAUCAUCGAGGGGUUAGAGAACAUAUGCGAUGAAGAUUGGAAAGACACGGGUGUUAAAGAGGUGGAGGGAGUGAAGCGGCUCUCAGGGCCGGGUUUGGAGACUAAGGAGGUCCCAGGUGUUACCGCUUCUGGACAGAAGUGGCCACAGAGGUUACAUGAGAUGUGUCACAUGUACAUUGGGGACAUCGGAGAAGAACAACUUUACGGUAUCUUCAAGAGAGAGCGGAACCUGGAAAAGUUCAUGUGUCAUCGGAAGAACGGACAUUGUCAUCCCAAGAACCUCAAGGUCAAGAAGGUCAACGACGAAUUGUGACCCACCAUCUACUUUUGUUAAUUGACCCCCCUCCCCAACUUAUGCUCAUGGUAUAGCCCUUCGUUCCCCGUUUUCAUUCAAUUGGCAGCAUAUAUCAUAUUGCGUGCAGUUGUAAGCAUUGCUAUGCAUUGGAGUAAUUUAGUUAACGCCGUUACUUGCACGC
Molecule: messenger RNA, 712 nt
Organism: Branchiostoma floridae (Florida lancelet)
Lineage: Eukaryota; Metazoa; Chordata; Leptocardii; Amphioxiformes; Branchiostomatidae
Product: marginal zone B- and B1-cell-specific protein-like
Exons: 4
Coding region: 7-549 (180 amino acids)
Biological process (GO): regulation of B cell proliferation
Cellular component (GO): endoplasmic reticulum chaperone complex; extracellular region
Source: RefSeq, a predicted model, not a curated record